CAAGAAUUUAACGAUUAAUCAUCAAUCAUGAGGACACGGGAGGGUUCAUGAUGACCAAGACAAUUGUAAUAUCUUACUCAUCUCGACCGCUCCAUGUACUUGUCAUCUAUUAGUGUUUGUACUUUGGACCUCGGAUAAACGUAACAGUAACAGAACGGGGCUCUCGGUCAUGAUGUGCUGUUACAGUUAUAUUGCGUAGGUACUUUAGUACUUUAUAUCACUACUACCUAGGUACUAAUUCCAUUGUACAAGACGACAACAGCGACAACAACGACAGACUACCAUACCGAGCAUCAAUCGAUACCAGAAGCGAUACCUACGGUACAACAGCCUACCAGGUACCAGGUACCUAGGGACCACGCUUCGAGUCAGUCAUAAUACCUACCCUUACUUCGCUUCGCUCAGCAUAAGAUUACCAUGGCCUCCGCAACACAAGUCAAGUCGUUCAGGGACCUGGUGGGUGCGCCGCGGGUGACGGCGAGUCCGGCGGACAGUACGUUGGUCAUUAUCGAUGCGCAGAAUGAAUACGCCCAAGGAAACUUGAAAACUGUCAACGUCGACCAAACUCGCAAGGCGAUCGCGUCGCUUCUGGAAAGGUACCGAGCGGCCGGGGACGGCAAGAACAUUGUGCACGUGGUGCAUAAGACGCCCGACGGCGCACCAGUGUUCACGCCCGGCACAGCGUUGGCCGAGGAAUUCGACGAGCUGAAGCCCCGUCCAGGCGAAAAAGUCAUCCAGAAGCAAAAGGUCUCGAGCUUUGCAGACACGGAUCUGCACGAUUACCUGUCCAGUCUGGGUGAGCGUGGGAAAAAGACCGUGUUGACCGGAUACAUGGCGCAUGUCUGCGUGAGCACCACGGCGCGAGCCGGCGCAGACCUCGGGUACAAUGUCGUGUUGGCGGCCGAUGCCAUUGGCGACCGCGACAUUCCUGGCUUCACUGGGUCUGAGGUCACGGAUGCCGUGUUGAAGGAGUUGGGAGAUGCGUUCGGCACAGUGUUGCAGAGUGCGGAGGUCAAGUAAGCCAUGCUGGAUCCGGAUAGAAGAUCUCGGGAAUCAAUGUAGGCUUUGAGGUUGGGUGGAUCCAAGUGAGGAUAGAUUGAUAUGCAUUCAAGCUCAGGAGUUGAUUUCUUCUUCACCGGCACCAUCUUUCCGCCACCAUAGCAUGGAACCGUGGAAAGGAAAGUUCUUCACGUCCAAUGCUGGUAGUUGUAAGAAUUCAUGAGUUUCAACGAAAAGCCCUACGGGGUCUUGGUGGGCCAAUCCUUCGUCUCUGACGGGUCUGUUCGACGGACGAAUAUGAUCGAGCGACCGAUGGAGCCAUAUCCGGGGAUCGUGCAGUAUAAUCUCAAGUUCGACGUUGCGCUCUGCGGCGGGAGAGUAGGCAACCGAGUUCCUGUCCAACAACUCGAAUCCCUUCGGAUGAUCGAUUCGGGUCACAUUCACACUCGCCAGAAACUCGC
Messenger RNA from Exophiala dermatitidis NIH/UT8656, 1460 nucleotides. Its product is annotated as isochorismatase. Lineage: Eukaryota; Fungi; Ascomycota; Eurotiomycetes; Chaetothyriales; Herpotrichiellaceae. Bases 418 to 1020 code for a protein of 200 amino acids. The record is from RefSeq and is a predicted model, not a curated record. The transcript is spliced from 2 exons.